AUGGGUGAAUGUCCAGUCGACCACAAGAACGUCAACAUCGGUGGCGGUGGUACCAGAAACACUGACUGGUGGCCAAAUGACCUCAAAUUGAACAUCCUGCGCCAGCAACAGCCCUCGGGCAACCCAUACACCAAAGACUUUGACUAUGUCUCGGCCUUCAAGAGCUUGGACUAUGAUGCCUUGAAGAAGGAUCUCACCGCCCUGAUGACCGACUCUCAGGAAUGGUGGCCUGCUGAUUUCGGUCACUACGGUGGUCUUUUCAUCCGUAUGGCAUGGCACAGCGCCGGUACCUAUCGUGUCUUUGACGGUCGUGGUGGUGGCGGUGGUGGCCAACAACGUUUUGCUCCCCUCAACAGCUGGCCCGACAACGUCAGUCUAGACAAGGCUCGUCGCCUCCUCUGGCCCAUCAAGCAGAAGUACGGCAACAAGAUCUCUUGGGCCGACUUGAUGUUGCUCACCGGAAACGUCGCUCUCGAAUCCAUGGGCUUCAAGACCUUCGGCUUUGCCGGUGGCCGCGCAGACCAAUGGGAGGCUGAUGAGUCAGUCUACUGGGGUGGUGAAUUCACCUGGUUGGGCAAUGAAGUCCGUUACGCAAACGGCCAGGAAGGCAUCAAAGGACAUGGUGUUGUCGAUGGUGACGAGCACAAGAAGGAGCACAAAGACAUCCACUCCCGUGAAUUGGAGGAGCCACUGGCUGCUGUCCACAUGGGUUUGAUUUACGUCAACCCCGAAGGUCCCGAUGGUAUUCCCGAUACCAAGGCCUCUGCCCGAGAUAUCCGCACCACCUUCGGUCGUAUGGCCAUGAACGAUGAGGAGACUGUUGCUCUCAUUGCCGGUGGUCAUACCUUUGGUAAAACCCACGGUGCCGGCCCUUCCGACAACGUUGGCAAGGAGCCCGAGGCUGCUGAGAUUGAGCUCCAAGGCUUCGGCUGGCAGAACAAGUUCAAGUCUGGAAAGGGCCCAGAUACCAUCACCAGCGGUCUAGAGGUCACCUGGACCAAGACUCCCACCAAAUGGAGCAACCAGUACUUCGAAUAUCUCUUCAAAUACGAAUGGGAAUUGACCAAGAGUCCCGCUGGUGCCAACCAAUGGGUGGCCAAGAAUGCCGAACCAAUCAUCCCCCACGCCUUUGAUGCCAACAAGAAGCAGCUCCCAACCAUGUUGACCAGCGAUCUUGCAUUGAUUCACGACCCAGAGUACCGAAAGAUCUCGGAGCGAUUCUACAAGAAUCCAGAUCAGUUCGCCGAUGCCUUUGGCCGUGCUUGGUUCAAGCUGUUGCACCGUGACCUUGGCCCCCGUUCCCGAUGGGUUGGUCCCGAGUUGCCAUCCGAGGUCCUGCUUUGGGAAGACCCAGUUCCAGCUGUCGACCAUCCUCUCAUCGAUGAUAAGGAUGCUGCAAGCUUGAAGAAGGAGAUCCUCGCAACGGGUGUUGAGCCUACCAAACUCAUCCGCGCCGCCUGGGCUUCUGCCUCCACCUUCCGUGGCUCCGACAAGCGUGGUGGUGCCAACGGUGCCCGUAUUCGCCUUGCUCCUCAGAAGGACUGGAAGGCCAACAACCCAACUGAGUUGGCCGAAGUUCUCAAGGCUUUGGAGGGCGUACAGAAGAAGUUCAACUCAGGUAGCAAGAAGGUGUCGCUCGCAGAUCUCAUCAUCUUAGCCGGUAACGCUGCUAUCGAGAAGGCUUCAGGUGCUUCAGUUCCCUUCACCCCAGGUCGAACAGAUGCCACCGAAGAGCAGACCGAUGCGCAAUCUUUCGAGCAUCUCGAGCCUGUUGUCGAUGCUUUCCGCAACUAUGGCAAGGGUACCAAGCGUGUACGCACUGAGCAAUUCUUCGUCGACAAGGCCCACUUGCUCACACUCACCGCUCCCGAAGCCACUGUUCUCGUCGGUGGUCUCCGUUCCUUGAACGCCAACUGGGAUGGAUCUUCCCACGGUGUCUUUACUCAACGCCCAGGUCAGCUUACCAACGAUUUCUUCGUCAAUCUGCUCGAUGUCAAUACCGCGUGGAAGGUCAGCGACGCCUCCAACGAGGUGUAUGAGGGUGGUGAUCGCAAGACAGGUAGCAAGAAAUGGACUGCCACUCGCCACGAUUUGAUCUUUGGAUCUCACCCUGAGCUUCGUGCUAUUGCAGAAGUCUAUGGCAGCUCGGACGCACAGGACAAAUUCGUCAAGGACUUUGUGUCUGCAUGGACCAAGGUGACCAACCUCGAUCGAUUUGAUGUGAGCUCAUCAUCUGGCUCUAGCAAGGCUCAUCUAUGA
Molecule: messenger RNA, 2259 nt
Organism: Exophiala bonariae
Lineage: Eukaryota; Fungi; Ascomycota; Eurotiomycetes; Chaetothyriales; Herpotrichiellaceae
Exons: 1
Coding region: 1-2259 (752 amino acids)
Biological process (GO): hydrogen peroxide catabolic process; cellular response to hydrogen peroxide
Cellular component (GO): cytosol
Molecular function (GO): catalase activity; heme binding
Source: RefSeq, a predicted model, not a curated record